AUGCCACAGAAUCAGCAGCUAAAUCGACCACAACAGCAAACUACAGUCCAGAAAGAACCUUCUGGACAGGCGACAAUUUCGCGAUCUAAUACCAGUGAUCUCGCAGAUCUACCUUUUCUUGCAGGGCGAGUUAUUUCCCAGAUUGGCAUCUUUGAAUCACGUGCAAUACCUUUCAAUCAGUCAACUGGGGGAGAGUAUACUUCCCAAACGAGAGGAAGCCAGUCGAUUGAAGAAGUAGGAGGAAACCGAACAAUUCAGCCGCCCCAACCAGUAUCUUCUGGGCUCGGAGUUGUCAGUAAUUCAAGGCUAGGCAGAAAAGCCAGUAGAGGGCAAACUACUGGGUCAGGCAAUAGUCAUCACACCUUUCAGGCUUUCUCAGUUCAGCACACAACUGAAAUUCUCAAGGAGAAAUUCGGUGAAGCUACGCAUUCAUGGAAGACACAAAUACCCAAAACUGGAGAAAAUGUAAGUGCAUGUGGACAAUAA
This is a messenger RNA of Protopolystoma xenopodis, 486 nucleotides long. Lineage: Eukaryota; Metazoa; Platyhelminthes; Monogenea; Polystomatidea; Polystomatidae. The record is from the annotation of a GenBank genome assembly.